UUGAGUUCGUCCUCCUACUCAGCUAUAUAAUUCUCUCAAAACUCUCUCUGUGAAACUCACCUGAUAAAAAAACAAAGCAAGCAAUGAAUACCCUACAACAUCAACAAGAUGAUGGUCACAUAAUAAUGUUUCCGUACAUGGCACAAGGCCAUAUCACUCGAUUUUUAGCCUUGGCAAGAUUCAUCUCUCAAAGAAAGCCAAACAUCAAAAUCACAUUUGUCAGUACUCCUCUCAACAUAAGACGCCUUCAAUCAGCCUUAACUUCAGACAAGAACAUUCAUUUAGCUGAGCUUCCUUUCUCAAGUGCUGAUCAUGGGUUACCAGCCGAUUCCGACAACACCAAUUCUUUACCACCUCAUCUUAUCUUAACACUCUUAUACGCAUCAGAAAAUCUGAAACCUUUAUUCGACAAUCUUAUAACACAAAUCAUAGCAACUGAGAAACGUGUUCCUAAUUGUAUCAUAGGCGAUACUUUGUACGGCUGGGUUCAUGAUAUUGCUAAACGUGUCGGGACGCUUCAUUUUGCUUUUACUUGUGGUGCGUAUGGAUCGGCUAUGUUUAUCUCAACCUGCUUACAUCUCCCACAUCGCAGGGAUGAUAGUUCCAAUGAUCUUAUUGAAGAAUUUCAGGUACCCAAGGUCCCUGGUAAAUGUCGACCAUCUCAACUUCCGGUGUAUCUAAGAGAAGCAAAUAAAGAAACCCCACAUGUUCAAUAUUUCCGGAAACAGCUUUCUUGUACGUUGCAAGCAGAUGGAAUGUUAUGUAACUCUGUUGAAGAGAUAGAAGUUGUGGGUUUGGAGGCUCUUAGAAAUAUUGUGGAGUCAAAACCAGUUUGGACCGUUGGUCCUUUACUUCCUUCGUAUUUACUUCAGGGUAAUAAUCAGAAUAAGAACAAGGUGUCCGUUGCUUCUCAGUCAAGGACAGGGAAGGAGUUUGGGAUAUCUCCAGAGAGUUGUAUAGAGUGGUUGAAUCUUCAUGAACCAUCUUCAGUUCUAUAUAUUUCAUUUGGCUCUGAAUCCGCAAUUAACGCUUCCCAAAUGAUGGAAUUAGCUCUGGGUUUGGAGAAAAGUGGCAAGUCUUUUAUCUGGAUACUAAGACCACCGAAUGAAUUCGAUAUAAAAUCUGAAUUCAAAUCGGAAUGGUUACCGGAAGGAUUUUUUGAGAGAAUGAAUGAGAGCAACAAAGGGUUGCUAGUCAAAAAAUGGGCGCCCCAACUGGAGAUAUUAAGUCAUAAGUCUACAGGAGCAUUUCUUAGUCACUGCGGAUGGAAUUCAGUGUUGGAGAGUUUGAGUCUAGGGGUGCCUAUAAUUGGAUGGCCUUUAGGAGGAGAACAAGCUUUUAAUUCAAAGAUGUUGGAAGAAGAACUGGGGGUGUCUGUGCAAUUGGCUAAUGGAAAUGAAGAUGAAGUAUCGAGUGAAGAUGUGCAGAAAGUAAUUGAACAAGUGAUGGAUAGCAGUGAAGGAGAAGAAAUGAGGAAGAGGGCAAUGGUGAUUGCGGAGAAAAUUAGUGCUGCGAUGAGAGAAGAUGAAGGUGGUCAUCUCAAAGGGUCUACUAUUAGAUCAAUUGAUGAUUUCCUUGCAACUGUAACUUCUAAAUAAGUAUCUGUAUAAGAAGUUGCAUUGGUUGAAUAGAGUUCUUGACGACAUACCAAGAAUAUUUGUAAACAGACUUCCAUACAUUAUACAUAAUUUGUCUUGCGUAA
Papaver somniferum (opium poppy) is the source of this 1702-nucleotide messenger RNA. Its product is annotated as UDP-glycosyltransferase 92A1-like. Gene Ontology annotation, molecular function: UDP-glycosyltransferase activity. The transcript has a single exon. Bases 84 to 1598 code for a protein of 504 amino acids. The record is from RefSeq and is a predicted model, not a curated record. Lineage: Eukaryota; Viridiplantae; Streptophyta; Magnoliopsida; Ranunculales; Papaveraceae.